This is a messenger RNA of Labrus bergylta (ballan wrasse), 1536 nucleotides long. The record is from RefSeq and is a predicted model, not a curated record. NCBI's taxonomy places the organism in Eukaryota, Metazoa, Chordata, Actinopteri, Labriformes, Labridae.
GCUUCCCCAGAAGUCAUGUCGCAGAGCACGACGUGAUGCCUUCUGCAGGAUCCUCCAUCUGUGAGGCAGAAGGAGCCGCUGUUAUGCAACAUUCAGGAUCAAGUCCACACAGUGAAAGUGAUGGUGCAUGUGUCCAGACAACACCCAGCUCAUGUAAGCGUCCCUGGCUGGCCACUCAGGAUUCAGGAAGCCCACAAGAGGAUUCGACUGGCAAAGAAAACCACGAUGCACCACAGCUGGACCCAGAAUGUUCUUCAGAAACUGAGUUUCAGAAACCUAAAAAAGCAAGGAGAGAAGAAACGAAUGGGUCCAGUAAAAAGAAAACUGUGCAGAGGGAGGAGUGUGUUGAAAGUUUAAUUAACAGGAAGCAGAAGACCAAAGGUCGCCAUAACAACACAGGGUUUAGAUCUGCCUCUCCUCUCAAUGAUGUUGACGACGCUGAAAUAAAUCAACACCAACUAGAUGAAUUACAAGUUGUUGACCCACAUUCUUACAUUAGCGAAAAAGACGAACUCUUUGCAUAUUUAUUUUCUCUGACACCUGACAAAUCCAAGAAGGAAUCAAACCCAAAACAGAAGAGGAAGACGUCCAAGCUGAAGAGACCCACACAGACCAGAAAUCUGAGGGAGACGUUUGUCGUCUAUGGAGGCACAAACAAAGACGACGUCUCACUGAACGACUUCAGGACAUCUAAUUUGUCAGAUUACAGUCACAUGGUGGACAGCAGAGGAGCGGCAGGUCGUCAAGAUGUGGGAGACCUGCUGACAGAUGAGAUGCCUCCGUGGAUGCACAUCGAUGUCAGCCAUGCUGACUCUGAAGCCGGCUCUUUACCUGCGACCCCCAGGAGGGAGACGUCGAGCAGGCCGGCAGUGAUCGAGGAGUCUGCUGCUGUCACAACUGAAGCCUCGUCAGCAAGUGGAGUCUUAACAACACUGACCAACACCAUCUCAACUCCAGACGGUGAAGCAGGAGGCAGAACCAGGAGACGAAAUGGUGUCGUCAGCUACAAAGAACCGACCCUCAACAGCAAAAUCAGGCGCGGAGAUAAAUUCACGGACAGCAUGUUUCUGAGCUCUCCGGUGUUUAAGGAGGGGAAGAAGAAGAGACAGAAGAAGACUGGAAACAAAGCAGCGCGGGAAAAGUCUGUUAAUGUGGACUGAUUGUUUUUAUUUUUCUUAAUCUGUUUUUUGUUUCGGUAUUGUACUUUUAUCCAAACAUGUUCACUGACAUGUAGACGUAAUGAACGUGUGUUCUGCAAACAGAACAUGUGUUCUGGUUGGUAAUGUGUGUCAGUGAUGACGGGAAGUUUGCUCAUUAAUAAUUCAGCGCAGACUGUUCACCUGAGAAGUCUGCCCCCCGUUAAAGACUCCUCACAAAGGUCGCUGCGUUGGUGUAGCAUGACGGCAGACGGCUGUACAGAGUUUAGUGUCAUCAUGAAAACUGGAGGGCUGGGGUCGGUUAGCAGAGUUUAGUGGUGAGUACAGCAUGUUGACUUAAAUAUUGUUUUUAUUAAUUAAACUGACAUUUUACAUUAAA